CCCAAUGCCAACGCCUACGAUCUCAUGUCCUUGAAAGACUUUAUGAAAGAUGUUGCAUUCAGUAUCGACGGUGCUGAAGACAACCCUGAUCCAGGGCAAGGGACGGUAAUGGUAUAUUGGAAGCAGUUCAUGGCUGGUUGGCAUGGUAAAAGGAUGGUACAGAAUAAGAGGACAAGAAGGUUUGGUACGAAAAGCCACUUUCUUUAUUUAGGAAGGCAGCUAUGGAAUGAUUGGGUGGUAUACGAUAAGCCUGCAACGAGGGUGUACGACUGGGCCGAUAUGCUUACUAUCGUAUGCUCUUCUGCGCGCAUCGGCGAGUACAUCGAGUCUACUUGCCGUGUAGGAUCUGUUUUCCUCAACGAAUACGGAAAUGCAGAGUUCGCCGUUCAGCUAGUUCGGGAUGCGAAGGAUAUGACAAAUGCCUCUGACAAACGGCCCAAGCAUUCGCUAUAUGAAGGGCUAGGGCCGAUGCCUCUCAUUUGUAACCCCAUGCUUUCUAUUUCGGCUACUCUCGUCGUCACCAAAGCGUUCAGAGACUACGAAACGAUUGAAGAUCUUCUCGCCAUACAACCACUAGAAGGAGAGAUGCUCCAUUUACAGUGGAGGGAGAGCAUCCGUGAUCUACCCUUCUUCAAGAGCAUGUCUGCAAGAGCUGCGCCAGGGAAGAUAGAAACGGCGAAUGCAUUUAGCAGGCGCAUUAGACAACUAGGCUUCCGCGCUGGAUAUCCUCGUCCGCCUACAAUUCACGACUUCAGGGCGGAGGAUCUAUACUGGAUAGGUUUGUACAUAGACUUUCCCUUCCUCAGUCUGACUUGCUAACCUGUUCUCACAGAUCAGCUGUAUACCGUUGCCUGUCAC
This is a messenger RNA of Lasiosphaeria miniovina, 858 nucleotides long. RefSeq lists its product as uncharacterized. Bases 25 to 819 code for a protein of 264 amino acids. The record is from RefSeq and is a predicted model, not a curated record. Lineage: Eukaryota; Fungi; Ascomycota; Sordariomycetes; Sordariales; Lasiosphaeriaceae. The transcript has 4 exons.